This is a messenger RNA of Eleginops maclovinus (Patagonian blennie), 786 nucleotides long. Its product is annotated as CMRF35-like molecule 5. NCBI's taxonomy places the organism in Eukaryota, Metazoa, Chordata, Actinopteri, Perciformes, Eleginopidae. Gene Ontology annotation, molecular function: transmembrane signaling receptor activity. Gene Ontology annotation, cellular component: plasma membrane. The transcript is spliced from 5 exons. The record is from RefSeq and is a predicted model, not a curated record. Bases 1 to 729 code for a protein of 242 amino acids.
AUGGCCACGUUUUGGGAAAGUGUGUCAUUCACAUGCUCAGGAAGGAACGUUUGGACUAAUGUACAACAUAAUGACAAGUACUUUUGUAGAACUCCAUGCACUGAAAACACACACAUCAUCCUCAAAGCAGCAUCUGGAAAGACUACAAAACGAAACAGAAUAGAAAUAACUAACAGAGGAAAUGAUUUAUUUGUGACCUUCACUAAUCUCCAAAAGUCAGACUCUAACACAUAUUACUGUGGAGUGGAGAGGAGUGGUCGUGAUUCAUAUAUAAAGGUGAAUCUUCUCAUUGAUGAGGCUCCUAAAAAAACUCCAGAAACAGUGAACAUUUUUCCCACUCUCUCAUCAGCAGUGUCAAACAGCUCAGAUAAUAUCCCUGAUGUUUCUGCAUCUAACUCGACCAUUAAUACUGUGACACCUACUGCACCAGCAACACAAGGAGCCGGAAGUGCAUCAUAUUUGAUUGCAGGCCUUAUUUCAUUAAUGACCUUAGUUAUGGUUGUGGUGCUGCUUACCAGGAAGCUGAUGAAGACAGGACAGAGAGGCCUUGAUGUUAGCUCCCCACACGAGGAAAUAUACGAGGGCGAACGGCCUGAUGAAGUCUACCAAUCCCUCCACCCGUUGACAAUGGAUGAAGACCAAGUCUACAGCUCUCUCACACCCACCAGGGGGGAUUGCACUUCUCACAGCUUAGCCACAACUUCAGAUGAUCACUGCAGCAGAAGAUAAUGAUUAGCUUUGUGUCAUGUAAAAUACAAUUAAAAGAAACAUUUCCCCUCUGUCCUG